UGCUCCAACUUUAGAUAGUUCUUGCCUUCCAACAAGCAUGUAUCCCUUCUCAGGAUUUCUCCCCUGCUUCCUCUUUGUCCUCUGCCCAGGGGUCCUUGCUGUCAGCCAUGUUCCUGUGUUACUCUGGUCAAGUGAAAGUUACGUGUGGAAUUCUGCUUCAGCAACACAUAAAGGGCACGUCACAUCAAACGAUGAACUGCACAGGUUAUUGCAAUCAGCGAUUACAUCAACUCCAACUAAUCUGGUUCUUUUCCUCCAGGACACACUUAGCAUGGAUGACUUCACAUAUUACAGUUCUACCUAUGGAAAUGAGAGUCCCCUGCGCAAUAUACAGAUAAUCAUGGAAUCAUCACCAUCCUCUCUAGUAUUACCAGCUGUGGACUGGAAAACAGUUGAUGGUCUACAAGGUCAUCUCCAAACCCAGGACGAUUGGAAUGAACUCCGGAUCAACAGCUUCGAUACACCAGUGGAACUGGACAAAGAUAGACCAAACCUGUUUAUUGUCAACCUGCAACCAAUACCAAGGUCAAGUGAAAUGAACAAAGCUGAGGCCUUCUCUGGAAAUGAUGAAUACAUUGGAAAUCUCACUAGGGAGCUGUCAGAGAGAGGAGUCCCAUUUACAGCAAUUUACUCUGGGAUCAGACCCUCCAAGGUUUUUAAGAGUUUGGACACGGCACCGAACUUAAGUCGGCAGCUCCUAUCCACCGGUAGCGCUGAGAAAUAUCCACCACUGAAUGUCACAAAUGGAACCACCACAUGCAUUUUGUUUUAUGCUACGACAUUUACAGUCACAGUAAAUAACACAAAGUUGAUUGAUCUAACAAAUGCCACGUUUGUAUCUCAAUCAGUUAAUACAUCCUCUUCAGAGUGUUCCGACUCCAAUACUACUUUGUCUUUGUUCUACACCUCUCCUGCGACAGGAUUAGACAACCUGGAAAUAAGAUUUUUUAUGACCAACAGGUUCUACACUGGUUCUGCUAGAAAAUGGUUUAAAAUACAAUCUAUCAUGAUAAUUCCCAAUCAGCAAAUGGAAUUUAAUGCAACAUUUGACACCACGUAUGCAUCAGCACCAGAGGAAUAUGGCUAUCACUGUCAGCAAGUGGGUUCCAGCAGACUCUACCCAGAAACAUUUGUUCCAGCUAACAGUGCAGCUAACAAUUGGGCAAUAUACCUUUAUGAAUUCCAGAUACAAGGAUUCAACAUCAAGAACAAUCUUUUUUCAUAUGCAAGUGACUGCUCAACAUUUUUCACGCCUGCUAUAUGGAUGGGCCUUGUGUCUACAAUUAUUCUGCUGUGGAUCCUGGCCUAUGGAAUUUUCAUGAUAAUGCAACUUUCAACCAACGAUAAAUUUGAUGAUUCUAAAAGCCAAGCCUUGUCUGUUCCCCAGACGGAUUAGAAACACUGUGACUAUUAUUCGGUGCUUCUGUCGAUGUAUAAAUACAGAAUCUAUUAUUCUAAUGGUCUGUAACGGAAAACAAUUAUUCCAGAAUAUCAUGCAAUUGAGACGUGUAUUCAUAGAAAUUCCUCUCUGCUUAAUGCGAUCUAUAGCUAUGACUAAAACAUUAUUUUGAAAUCCUUCAAAACCAGAAACAAG
Messenger RNA from Pelobates fuscus (common spadefoot toad), 1594 nucleotides. Its product is annotated as V-type proton ATPase subunit S1-like. The record is from RefSeq and is a predicted model, not a curated record. The transcript is spliced from 10 exons. NCBI's taxonomy places the organism in Eukaryota, Metazoa, Chordata, Amphibia, Anura, Pelobatidae. The coding region runs from base 38 to 1396 and encodes 452 amino acids.